AGGUAGCUUCUGAUCUCACAAAAGAACACAAAUUGAAACGGCGUAGCAGGAGCAAAAUAAUUGUAUCUUGUUAUGUGGACAAUGUGUCCUCUCCAAAAGUAGAUCUAAGCCAUCUUGUGGCCCAUAUGCAAUCUACUGGAGCAGAUAUGAUCAAACUUGUUGCCAAUGCAACUAAUAUUACAGAAAUAACGAGGAUUUUUCAUUUGCUUUCACAUUGCCAGGUUCCGCUAAUUGCAUACUCCAAUGGGGAAAGAGGUCUUAUAAGCCAGUUAUUGGGCCCAAAGUUUGGUGGCUUUUUAGUCUAUGGAUCUAUUGAGGACAAUUUAGUACCUGGUCUGCCUAUUCUAGAUAGCCUUAGAAAAGCUUAUAAUGUUGAGUGUAUAGAUGCGGAUACAAAAGUUUUUGGGCUUAUCUCAAAACCAGUAAGCCAUAGCAAAGGUCCUAUUUUGCAUAAUCCUACGUUCAAACAUGUGGGCUACAAUGGAAUUUAUGUUCCGAUGCUUGUGGAUGAUCUCAAGGAGUUCUUUUGUGUCUAUUCAAGUCCUGAUUUCGCUGGUUUCAGUGUAGGAAUUCCAUACAAGGAAGCAGCAAUUGAAUUUUGUGACGAAGUCCAUCCACUUGCUCAGUCUAUAGGUGCUGUUAAUACUAUUAUAAGGAGACCUAGUGAUGGCAAGCUGGUUGGUUAUAAUACAGAUUGUGAGGCUUCUAUAACUGCCAUUGAGGAUGCUCUUAAAGGGGGAUGCAAUAAUGGGGACGCAUUUCUCCCCUCUCCACUCACUGGGAUAUUGUUUGUGCUAGUUGGCGCUGGAGGUGCAGGAAGAGCACUGGCAUUUGGUGCUAAAAGCAGGGGAGCACGGGUUGUCAUUUUUGACAUUGAUUUUGAUAGAGCAAAGUCUCUUGCCGAUGCCGUGUCAGGUCAAGCUCGGCCUUAUGAAGAUUUAGUUAAUUUCAGGCCCGAGAAAGGUACAAUCCUCGCAAAUGCAACACCUUUAGGAAUGCAUCCAAAUAUGGAUCGGAUUCCCGUGGCUGAGGCAACCUUGUGUGAUUGCAAGCUCGUCUUUGAUGCUGUGUACACACCUAGGAAAACCACUCUUCUAAAAGCAGCUGAGGCUGCUGGAGCCAUCAUUGUCAGUGGAGUUGAAAUGUUUCUGCGGCAGGCAAUUGACCAAUUUAAUCUUUUCACUGGCAACAAAGGUACAUUCAUUAUUCUUACAUCAAUUUCUGAAUAUAUCUCUGGCAUGGUUGAAAGAUUGGGUCUGUAAUAUAAAGAAGCAGAUCUUUGGAUAACUUCAUACCAGUUUGACUGCCCUGGGAUUAUAACUUGAACUUGCAUGUAGGACUGGAGUUAAACCGUUUCAACUUUCUAGAUACUCCUGCAGACCAUGUAAAUUCUCCAAUGCGACAAAUUUGAGGGCGGGUCUGAUAGUUAAGAUGUCAUUUUAGUCAUUAUAUACGGUUUUCCUAUCUUAAUUUCCAAUACUUCAUAUUUGUUUUUUCUGGUUUUUCUUUUUCAUUUCCUAUCUUAUUUUUGUUUUCUUUUUUGCCUCCAACAAAGAGAACCUAACAACAACACCCCCCCCCCCCAAAAAAAAUAAUAAUAAUAAUAAUUUGCAAUGUUGUGGUGGUGUAUUGGUUCUUUUUUCAAAGGGAAGGGACAAAAGGAUACACUUGUUUUGGUUCUUUGCGGGUUUUCUCUUGUAUCUAGAUCCCCCAUUAUAACAUGGGGAUUUUAUAGCUUUUUUGUCAAGGCUCGAGAGCUCAUUGUAUAGUCUGUGAUUAGGUUUGAGAGGUUUCAGAAGGCAGCCAUCAUCAUUUUGCUCAUUUUAGCACUUGGGCAGAGUAUGUACCUUGUAGUCUUAACUAAAUCGUGUUAAUGGUUACAAAUUUACAAUAAAUAACAUCAUUUGAAGAAUUCAUCCAAGAAGCAGUUUCUAAUUUUUUUUUCAAGCAUAUUACUUCCACUUCGACCUUCUUCCCUUGUCCAUAAAGAUCCACAAAAUUUGCCGUAAACAUUGAUAACUUUAGUUUUCAUAGUGAACAUGCAUUCUCCACCACUUGAGUAAAUCCAUUCAGAAUUCCUUUGUUCUUUUUUGCUUGAUUAACAGUGUAAAGCAAGCUUCAUGGUCAUGUAUUACGGGAACACAUGUUUGUCUGUAUGACGGUUCUGAUUGGAUUUGUCUGACUUAAGUUUUUUUUUGUUAUGUAUGCAAAGAUAGAAAUAAAAUGACCACAAUUUUAGGUAUUCACUUAAUAUUGUUAGGUAUAGGCACUUUUCU
Molecule: messenger RNA, 2276 nt
Organism: Ilex paraguariensis (yerba mate)
Lineage: Eukaryota; Viridiplantae; Streptophyta; Magnoliopsida; Aquifoliales; Aquifoliaceae
Source: the annotation of a GenBank genome assembly